UCGUCGAUGUUGUCGCGUGUCGCUUUGCCGCGGUUUUUCCUUAUCGCGCAGCUCGCUACGCAAGCACAAUUAUAAAAACGUAUCGCAUUUGAAAAUCACAAUUUAUUACUAUUUAAGCUGUUAAUUUGUGUUUUAAAUUAUUAAAAAAGUGCAUGGCCCUAUUGAAGGUUCAAGUGUUGAUAUUGGCGUAAGCGAAAACAUGCAUGGAAUUAUGUGAAAAUUCUAGUUGCCAGUGUGCUCCCUCCCCCCAAGUACAUAUAUAAAUAUAUGUAUAUUACUUAUGUCUGUGAUUGAUCAGAUGAUUCAGUUACCAAUAUAAAAAAUACGAAAGAAGAAAAAUAAAAUGUGAAUAUAUCUGUGAAAAGAAAUCUCAACGCUGCGCACAAUUGCUUCGAUUAUAAAAUACGACAAAACGCUGCUGCUGAUAUUGAUACGCAACACAGCAGAAGCAAAAGGACGAAGACGAAGGAGCACAACGAGGACAACGACAAAUCUGUGCAAUUAACUCGUAUAACCGGCCGCAAGCAAAACAAUAGCAAACAACAGAAAGGAAUCGGAGGGGGCUAAACCCCACCCCUAGAGAGAGAACGAGAGAGAGACAUACACACAUCACGCACUAGCGACUAGCAUACGCUAUUAGCACGUGUCUCCACACCCCUCCCCCCUCUCCGCGCCGCGUUUCAUCAUGGGCGACAAUAUAAUUGGCUCGGCGAGCUUCCUUCACUUGGGCGACAUUGUUUCGCUUUAUGCGGAGGGCAGCGUGUGCGGUUUCUUGAGCACACUCGGCUUGGUGGAUGACCGAACGGUUGUGUGUCCCGAGGCGGGAGAUUUAAGUUGUCCACCCAAAAAGUUUCGAGAUUGCCUUAUUAAAAUAUGUCCCAUGAAUCGAUAUUCCGCACAGAAGCAAUUCUGGAAGGCAGCCAAGCAAUCAGCCAGCUCCAAUACAGAUCCCAAUCUGCUAAAGCGAUUGCAUCACGCAGCGGAGAUUGAGAAGAAACAGAAUGAGACCGAAAACAAGAAGCUACUCGGCACCUUUAUACAAUAUGGACGCGCUGUGGUGCAGUUGCUCCACUUGAAGUCCAACAAGUAUCUGACGGUGAACAAGCGUCUGCCAUCGCUGCUGGAAAAAAAUGCAAUGCGUGUUUAUCUAGAUGCCAAUGGCAAUGAAGGUUCUUGGUUCUACAUCAAACCCUUCUACAAGCUGCGCUCCAUUGGCGACUAUGUGGUGGUGGGCGAUAAAGUGAUUUUGAGCCCGGUGAAUGCGGAUCAACAGAAUCUGCACGUGGCUGCCAACUACGAGCUGCCCGAUAAUCCCGGCUGUAAAGAGGUAAACGUACUCAACUCAUCGACAUCGUGGAAAAUCUCGCUGUUCAUGGAGCACAAGGAGAAUCAGGAGCACAUACUCAAGGGCGGUGAUGUGGUGCGACUCUUUCACGCCGAGCAGGAGAAGUUCCUUACGAUGGACGAGUACAAGAAGCAAUACCAUGUCUUCCUGCGCACCACAGGACGCACCAGCGCCACGGCGGCAACGAGCAGCAAAGCGCUCUGGGAGAUCGAGGUGGUGCAGCACGAUUCAUGUCGUGGCGGUGCAGGCGACUGGAACUCAUUGUACCGCUUUAAGCACUUGGCCACAGGCCAUUAUCUGGCUGCUGAAUCUGAGUUGGAUGUAGCUGCUGGUGUGCUGCCAAUGAAUGUGCACGAAUCGCUGUUGCAGGACUCGGGACUCAGCUGCACCAUGAACUCCACAAUGAAUGACAAACCGAAGGGCAAACAGUAUCGCCUUGUAUCUGUGCCAUAUUCCGCGGAUAUUGCCUCCGUCUUUGUGCUGGAUGCCACCACAAUGGCGCGCCCGGACAGUCUUGUGCCACAAUCGAGCUAUGUGCGUCUGCAACACAUCUGCUCCAACACCUGGGUUCAUGCCACAUCCAUACCAAUCGAUGCAGAUGACGAUAAGCCGGUCAUGUCAAAGGUCUGCUGCUCACCCAUAAAGGAGGAUAAAGAGGCCUUCGCUUUGAUACCUGUAUCCCCAGUGGAAGUGCGUGAUUUGGACUUUGCCAAUGAUGCCUGCAAAGUGCUGGCCACUGUCACUAGCAAACUGGACAAUGGCAGCAUCUCGAUCAAUGAGCGACGUGCGUUAAUCUCACUAUUGCAGGACAUUGUCUACUUCAUUGCGGGCAUGGAGAACGAACAGAACAAGACCAAGGCGCUGGAGUUUACCAUCAAGAAUCCGAUACGCGAUCGGCAGAAGCUGCUUCGCGAGCAAUACAUUCUCAAGCAGCUGUUCAAGAUACUCCAGGGACCAUUCCAGGAGCACACUGCAGGCGAUGGACCAUUUCUGCGACUGGACGAGCUCAGCGAUCCGAAGAACAGUCCCUACAAGAACAUUUUUCGGCUGUGCUAUCGCAUACUGCGUCUCUCGCAGCAGGACUAUCGCAAGAAUCAGGAGUAUAUAGCCAAACACUUUGGCUUGAUGCAGAAGCAGAUCGGCUACGAUAUACUCGCCGAGGACACCAUCACAGCUCUGCUGCACAACAAUCGCAAGCUGCUGGAGAAGCACAUCACGGCUGCAGAGAUCGAGACAUUUGUGGGUCUGGUGCGCAAGAACAUGCACAACUGGGACUCGCGUUUUCUCGACUACCUCUCCGAUCUGUGCGUCUCGAAUCGCAAAGCGAUUGCCGUCACCCAGGAGCUGAUCUGCAAGAGCGUGCUCAGCGACAAGAAUGUAGACAUUUUGAUCGAUACACAAGUGAAAGCGUUACGUGGUGGCGCCGCUGUACGUUGCUACAAAGGCGCCUCGGAGGAUGUUUGCUUAGCCACGCUCACUGAAGUUGCUGGCGACGAUGAGGAUCGCUCCGAUGUGCAGUCCACUUCGACCACCACCACCUGGGACAGUGCGAGCUUGAAUGACGACGAUGCCAUUUCGCCAGGCGAAAAAUACGAGAUACACUUGCAGUGGAAGGGUCAACCGUCUUCGCGUUCGAUGGCGGAUCUAGCCAACUGCGUAGCCGAUGGCUGUGAACAGGAAGCGGCCAUAUUAAACUAUUAUCGCCAUCAACUAAAUCUGUUCUCCAACAUGUGCCUCAAUCGUCAGUAUCUGGCUCUGAACAGACUGUCGCCCCAACUAGACAUUGAUUUGAUACUAAAAUGCAUGUCAGAUGAAACUAUGCCAUAUGAGCUGCGUGCCUCCUUCUGCAGGCUGAUGUUGCACAUGCAUGUCGAUCGUGAUCCGCAGGAGCCUGUGACGCCUGUGAAAUAUGCGCGACUUUGGAGUGAAAUACCCUCCAAGAUGUCCAUAAUGGACUACGAUGGCAAGAAUCAGCAGCCGGAUCAGAAUAAACAGGCAUGUCGUGCCAAAUUCAACACAACUAUUGCAUUUGUAGAGAACUAUCUGUGCAAUGUGGCGACCAAGGCGUGGCUUUUUACGGAUCAGGAACAGAACAAACUGACCUUCGAGGUCGUAAAACUAGCCCGAGAUUUGAUCUACUUUGGCUUCUACAGUUUCAGCGAUCUGCUGCGUUUGACCAAGACGCUGCUCUCCAUUCUAGACUGCGUUUCAGAGACAACAACUGGUGGCGCCUUUGUAAACACGGAUAUUGAUUCUGAGGGCGGCGUGCUGCGCUCCAUUGGUGACAUGAGCACAGUGAUGACAUCGUUGGCGCUAGGAUCUGUUGGUCAAGCGAUUGCGGCUCCCUCUAUAGCGCUGCAGCAACGCAAGUCUGUCUCGCAGCUGAUGAAAGAAUAUCCGCUGGUCAUGGACACUAAGCUCAAGAUUAUAGAAAUUCUUCAAUUCAUUCUGGACGUGCGUCUCGACUAUAGAAUCAGUUGCCUGCUGUCGAUAUUCAAGCGUGAAUUCGAUGAGUCUGAAGUGGUUGCUCAGGGUCAAACUACCACCACACCAGUCAACGAGGAUCCUUCACAGCAGCAACCACAACCGACGCCGCCUGCCAGUGCUGGCACCACAGAUUCGGAGCAGAUUGCGGCCGCCGAGGCAGCUAUGGCUGCAGCCGCAGCGGCUGCUUCAGCGGCAGCGGCGCGUCAGAAGAACAUUGAUCUGGAAUCGAUUGGAGUGCAGGCGGAGGGUAUCUUCGAUUGCGAACGCAGCGAUGCCGCCAAUUUGGAUUUGGAUGGACAAGGUGGACGCACUUUUCUACGUGUGCUGCUGCACCUGAUCAUGCAUGAUUAUGCGCCUUUGGUUUCGGGAGCACUGCACCUGCUCUUCAGGCACUUUAGUCAGCGGCAGGAGGUGUUGCAAGCCUUUCGCCAGGUGCAACUGCUUGUCUCGGACAGCGAUGUGGAGUCCUACAAGCAAAUCAAAUCAGACUUGGACAUCUUGCGACAGAGUGUGGAGAAGUCAGAGUUGUGGGUCUACAAGGCCAAGGCGACAGAUGAGCUGGGCACCGAUGCUGUGGGAGGUGCGGAUAGUUUGGAGUAUGAUGCCACUCUAUCACCAGAACAGCGCAGCGAGUAUCAGAAGGUCAAGGAGAUCCUUAUACGCAUGAACAAGUUCUGCGUAACAGCAGGUCCCAUUGUGAAGCCACGCAAGCAUGAGCAGCGACUGCUGCGCAAUGUGGGAGUCCACACCGUGGUCCUAGAUCUGCUGCAGAAUCCCUACGAUGAAAAGGACGAUGUGCUGAUGAAGGAGCUCAUGUGUCUGGCUCAUGAAUUUCUGCAAAACUUUUGCCUUGGCAAUCAGCAAAAUCAAGUGCUGCUUCACAACCAUCUCGACUUGUUCCUUAAUCCAGGCAUACUCGAGGCGAAGACCGUGUGCGCCAUCUUCAAGGAUAACCUGGCACUUUGCAACGAGGUGACCGACAAGGUGGUUCAGCACUUUGUGCACUGCAUUGAGAUCCAUGGCCGGCAUGUGGCCUACUUGCAGUUCCUGCAGACAAUCGUCAAGGCAGAGAAUCAAUUCAUACGCAAGUGCCAGGACAUGGUGAUGCAGGAGCUUAUCAAUGCCGGCGAAGAUGUGCUGGUGUUCUACAACGACAAGACAUCGUUCCAUCACUUUGUGCAGAUGAUGCAACAGCAGCUACAGCGACGCACACAACUGCCCGACGACAGUCCGCUCAAGUAUCAUGUGGAGCUGGUCAAGCUGCUCGCCUGCUGCACCAUGGGCAAGAAUGUCUACACGGAGAUCAAGUGCAACAAUCUUAUAUCUCUCGAUGACAUUGUAACGGUCAUUUGUCAUCCUCUCUGCAUGCCAGAAGUAAAAGAGGCUUAUGUCGAUUUCCUCAAUCAUUGCUACAUUGAUACCGAAGUGGAAAUGAAGGAGAUUUAUGCAUCCGGUCACAUGUGGAGUCUCUUUGAAAAAAGUUUCCUCGUCGAUCUCAAUCAAUUGAUAUCGAAUACUACGGCCACAGCAAACAAGACGCUGCUGGCUUAUGUACUCAAUGGUGUUACCAACUUACUAAGCAGCUUCUUCUCCAGCCCCUUCUCCGAUCAGAGCACGAUCAUCCAGUCGCGGCAAGUGAUCUUUGUGCAGCUCCUGCAGGCAGCCUAUCGUCUUACCCAAUGCAAAUGGUUGUCGCUGGCCGAUCGCUUCAAUGUGGAGAACUGCAUACGCACGUUGACCGAGUCGGCGAAGAUGCGCAGCAUUGUGUUGCCACUAGAGCUGGAGCAACAGGUGGCAAACAUGUCAAGCAAGACGGCGAUGCUGACGCGUCAAACAACCAAAUGGCUGCUGGCCUCCAAGCAGCCCAAAUACGAGACGCAACAAUCCGCCAAUCUGAUGCGCUGGGAUCGCUCUAUUAUUGAGGGAUUGCAGGACAUUGUCUCGCUACUAGAGGAUCAACUAAAGCCGGUCGUUGAAGCGGAACUCUCUCUGCUGGUCGAUAUACUCUAUCGCUCUGAGCUGCUCUUUCCCGCUGGCACCGAGGCGAGAAAACGUUGUGAAAGCGGCGGCUUUAUACGCAAACUGAUCAAGCACACCGAGAAGCUACUCGAGGAGAAGGAGGAGCGCAUGUGUGUCAAAGUACUGCGUACGCUACGCGAAAUGAUGGCCAUCGAUGUCAACUAUGGCGAAAAAGGUGACGCAUUGCGCCAGACGUUGCUACUACGCUAUUUCCAGACCAAGAGCGCGCCUAAGCUAGAGGAAGAACACUCGCAACUACCAGCUGCGGCAGCGAUUGCUGCUGCGGCUGCCGCUGCAGCUGCCUCCGAUCCGGCCAAGCAGCUGCACCUAGUCACCCAUGGACCGGGUGCCAAGUAUUUGGCACGUGCCGGCAAAACGUUGCACGAAAUGCAGAAUCAUUUGGAUCGCGAGGGUGCGUCCGAUUUAGUCGUCGAACUGGUCAUCAAAUCGGUGCAUUCGCCCAACAUCUUUGUGGAGGCUGUCGAACUGGGAAUCGCGCUGCUUGAGGGCGGCAAUCCCAUCAUACAGAAGGGCAUGUUCCAGAAGUUUCUCAGCGAUGAUCUAAAUCAGGCCUUCUUCAAGGUGUUCUUUGAGAAGAUGAAGGAUGCCCAGCAGGAGAUCAAAUCAACGGUCUCCGUCAACACCACAGACAUUGCGGCAAAGGCGCAUGAGCACAAGCAAGACGCCAAUAUGGAGCUGGACAAGAUCUCGCGCAAGCAUGGCAUAAAGAGCAAUGGUGUCGUUAUAACGGAUGAAUUGAAACGAGAGCUACAUAACGCAGGUUUGGCCACGGCGCGAGCCUAUGGCAAUGCUCGGAAUAUACACUCGGGCGAGGAGAGUUCAGCGAUCAGUGUGAAUAGUCCACUCGAGGAUAUACUUGCUGAGAAACUAGAGAAGCAUCGCGACACCAAGGAGCAACGCAAUCAGCUGUCCAACAAGGUUCUUGUGAUGCAACCCAUUCUACGUUUUCUCCAACUGCUUUGCGAGAAUCACAAUCCUGAUCUACAGAAUCUGUUGCGCAAUCAAAACAACAAAACCAACAACAAUCUUGUUUCUGAGACACUCAUGUUUCUUGACUGCAUCUGUGGCUCAACCACGGGCGGCCUUGGGCUACUUGGACUUUACAUCAACGAGCACAAUGUGGCGCUCAUCAAUCAAACACUGGAGACGCUCACCGAGUACUGUCAGGGACCGUGCCAUGAGAACCAGAACUGCAUUGCCACACACGAAUCGAACGGUUUGGACAUUAUUACGGCCUUGAUAUUGAACAACAUUAAUCCGCUGGGUGAGAAUCGCAUGGAUCUGGUGUUGGAGCUCAAAAAUAACGCUUCGAAGCUGUUGCUGGCCAUUAUGGAGAGUCGCGGCGACAGCGAGAAUGCCGAGCGUAUUCUCUACAACAUGAAUCCCAAGCAGCUGGUCGAAGUCGCUUGCAAGGCUUAUCACCAGGAGGAGCUAAUCGACGAGCAGGACGAUGCGGAUGAGCCCAGCGCAGCCACAGAUGACGAUGAUGCAACGGUCAGUCCACGCGAGGUGGGACACAACAUUUAUAUACUCUGCCAUCAGCUGGCACAGCACAACAAGGAAUUGGCAGCACUCUUGAAGGCCUCCGAGGAUCCUCAAUCGGCCAGUUUUGAUGCCAAGACAAGUCAGGCUCUGAUGUAUUAUGCCACUCACACAGCUCAAAUUGAAAUCGUUCGCAAUGACCGCACUCUGGAGCAAAUUGUAUUCCCCAUACCCGAAAUAUGCGAGUAUCUAACCACAGACACGAAAAUUAAAAUACUUAACACGGCCGAACGUGAUGAUCAGGGAUCCAAGGUGGCAGAUUUCUUUGACAAGGCCGAGGAGAUGUUCAACGAGAUGAAGUGGCAAAAGAAACUGCGAAGUCAGCAGUUACUCUUCUGGAUUAGCAGCUAUAUGUCAUUGUGGAGUAACAUACUCUUUAAUUGCGUGGUCGUCAUCAAUAUGAUUGUGGCUUUCUUCUAUCCCUUUGACAACACUGUGCCAGAACUCAGCUCGCACAUUUCUCUGCUAUUUUGGGCCAUAUUGAUAUUCUCGCUGGUAAUUGUGAUAACGCUUCCCCGCGAAUCGGGGAUACGCACAUUCAUUGGAUCUGUAAUACUCCGAUUUAUAUUUAUGCUGGGUCCAGAAUCGACACUCUGCCUAUUGGGCGUUGUCACGGUGACUCUGAAGAGCGUUCAUAUUGUGAGCAUAAUGGGUAACAAAGGCACGCUAGAGAAACGCUUCCUUAAGAUCAUCACUGAUGUUCAGCUGCUCUAUCACUGCAUUUAUAUAGCAUUUUGCUUCUGUGGACUGAUCUUCCAUCCGUUCUUCUACUCGCUGCUGCUCUUUGAUGUCGUCUACCGUGAGGAAACUCUGGUUAACGUUAUUCGCUCUGUAACUCGAAACGGUCGCUCAAUCGUUUUGACUGCGGUUUUGGCAUUGAUAUUGGUUUAUCUAUUCUCCAUUAUUGGCUACAUGUUCUUCAAAGAUGAUUUCCUCGUUUCUGUUGACUUUGAGGAGGAAACUACAACGCCUGUCACUAUCUCGAUGCCUGCGUCCUUAGAAGAGACAUGCGCCAAGCCAGAUGAGCUUGGUGGCUGCAAUGGGAACCCCUCACAGCAGGUGGCUACUAAUGGCGAUGCCAAAGAACGUUCCUGUGACUCGCUAGUCAUGUGCAUUGUGACAACUUUGAACCAAGGAUUGCGCAAUGGAGGCGGCAUUGGCGAUAUACUCCGAGCACCAUCCAGCAAGGAGGGUCUCUUCGUAGCACGCGUAAUCUAUGAUUUGCUGUUCUUCUUUAUUGUCAUCAUUAUCGUGUUGAAUUUAAUCUUUGGUGUGAUUAUCGAUACCUUUGCCGAUCUGAGAUCAGAGAAGCAGCAAAAGGAAGCGAUAUUGAAGACAACUUGCUUCAUUUGUUCCUUGAAUCGCUCCGCGUUCGAUAACAAAACGGUCAGCUUUGAGGAGCAUAUCAAAAGCGAACACAAUAUGUGGCAUUACUUGUACUUCAUUGUACUGGUCAAGGUUAAGGAUCCCACAGAGUUUACUGGACCCGAGAGUUACGUAUACGCCAUGGUGAAGGCCGGCAUAUUGGAAUGGUUUCCACGAUUACGGGCCAUGUCGCUGGCCGCUGUCGAUGCCGAUGGCGAACAGAUCGAACUGCGCAGCAUGCAGGCCCAGUUGCUGGAGACACAGCUGCUGAUCAAGAACCUUUCGACACAGCUGCACGAGCUCAAGGAUCACAUGACGGAACAACGCAAACAGAAACAGCGAUUGGGACUGCUCAACACGACGGCCAGAGAGCCAGAAAUUAGAUAUUGAGAAAAUAGGGGUUAACGCAAGACUUAGCAUAGCACAGAAAUCAAAUGAAAUCAAGUCGAUUGAAUUUAAAACAUUCCCUUGUGUAGAUCAUGCACUACAUAGAAGUUAACUUAAAAGUAUUCGACACUACUUUCCACUCGUAAUUUGUUCCAAUCUCAGUUAGUAGUUGGUCACUCGGGAAGCCCCAUUAUAAAAUGUUAUAAUUCCGUUUGUUUUUAGAAGAAAACUUGGGGAUCUUUUACUGCUCCAGACCAUAUACUAUUUGUAUCCAAUCUGUAUUACUUAUAAUCGAAUGCCAGUAAAACAUUUUCUCAAGACAGUUUAUUGACUCGACCAUUUCGAAGUAAAAAAUCAAAAAUGAAAAAACCAUGUACUUUAACUAAGAAAAGUACCUUCAUAUAUAACUAGUACACUCACUCAGAGAACUUAGGGCUGUUAAAAUGUUAUUUAGUGGAUUUCUUGAUCCGCAUUUCCACAAGUUGUUCUCCUAUCCCCCAACUAUUUCUACAACCUUUUUAUACCCACUUUAUAUACACUGUUUCAAUGGCAAUGUGUCGCAAAGCGACUUGGAAAAUUUACUUAAUUGUUAAUUUGAGCUGUUUUUAAGUUACUUAUUCAUUAUUUUGUUAAUUAUAUAUAAACAUACAAACGUAAUUUGUAAAUUACAAUAAUUAUCAUCAAAUCCACAGUUGCAAUCAAGAAAUCAAACAGAAAACUAAUCAGUUAUAGUGAUUAUACGUUCCCUUAUAUAUUCACCGUUUCGAAUUGUUUAUUACCAUGUACUCGAUGCGAGUUUUGUUGGUUAAUUUUAUUAUAAGCUAACAAUUAAUUAAUAUUCCUAAGAAUCUGUUUAAUACUUAAGCUAUUUUAAUAAAAAGAAAUU
Drosophila albomicans is the source of this 10052-nucleotide messenger RNA. RefSeq names its product inositol 1,4,5-trisphosphate receptor (gene Itpr). Gene Ontology annotation, cellular component: endoplasmic reticulum; membrane. Gene Ontology annotation, molecular function: inositol 1,4,5-trisphosphate-gated calcium channel activity; inositol 1,4,5 trisphosphate binding. Gene Ontology annotation, biological process: calcium ion transmembrane transport. The coding region runs from base 686 to 9169 and encodes 2827 amino acids. The transcript has 21 exons. The record is from RefSeq and is a predicted model, not a curated record. NCBI's taxonomy places the organism in Eukaryota, Metazoa, Arthropoda, Insecta, Diptera, Drosophilidae.